UUCAUCAACAACUUCCUCCAAACUUCCUGAGACGCGCAUGCGCAAUACCACCUCUGUCAGACAGCAGCAGCCUGUAAACAUGGCUGGUGUUGGUUUCAGACGGUGGGCCCAAGCCCUUUCAAAGGGCAAAGGGUCUGGCAUUUCAGCCCUUUUGUCGGGAAGUAGAGCAGCCUCUAGUGCGUCUAAAGAUAGUCUACCUGGUCCAUACCCGAAGACUCCCGAGGAGAGAGCUGCUGCUGCAAAGAAGUACAACAUGAGGGUAGAGGACUACGAACCACAUCCCGACAACGGCGAGGGCUAUGGUGACUACCCAAAGCUGCCAGACAGAUCUCAGCAUGAGAGAGACCCUUGGUACCAAUGGGACCAUCCUGACCUGAGGAGGAACUGGGGAGAGCCGAUACACUGGCAUUUUGACAUGUACAUCCGGAACCGUGUGGAUACAUCUCCUAGUCCUGUGUCUUGGUCCACUAUGUGCAAGCAACUGUUUGGCUUCAUCGGCUUCAUGUUGUUUAUGUUCUACGUUGGGGAGAAAUGCCCAUCUUACCAACCUGUUGCACCGAAGCAAUAUCCUUUCAACAACCUGUACUUGGAGAGAGGAGGAGAUCCUGAAAAAGAACCAGAGGACGUCAAAAAUUAUGAAAUCUAAUGAGUCUGAUUCUACUUGUGUACAUAUAUUUCUGUCAAAAAUAAAGACUUAUGGUUACAGUUGAAA
Messenger RNA from Amphiprion ocellaris (clown anemonefish), 712 nucleotides. RefSeq names its product NADH:ubiquinone oxidoreductase subunit B8 (gene ndufb8). The coding region runs from base 38 to 646 and encodes 202 amino acids. The transcript has 5 exons. The record is from RefSeq and is a predicted model, not a curated record. Gene Ontology annotation, cellular component: mitochondrion. NCBI's taxonomy places the organism in Eukaryota, Metazoa, Chordata, Actinopteri, Pomacentridae. Gene Ontology annotation, biological process: mitochondrial electron transport, NADH to ubiquinone.